AUAUAAAUAUAAAUUUCUAUAUCUAUAUAUCUCACAAAUCCAUUUUCCCGUUUUAACAGCAGGCAGCAAUGGCCCCUGAGAAUUUCAUUUCCAAUUCUAAUGGUAACAUAUCUAAUUUCUCAUGGGAGAAUGGCCCUUCUGAUUCACUUUCUCUUGUAAACUCCGAGAAGGCAGUAAAGGAAGUUAUCGAACAGCCUCUUGUUGAGGGGAUCGAUGAUCAUCUUGUGGAAUUUUCAGAGGCCAUGAGAACUGUUGGUAAGGCUUUAAGACGAGCAGCAGAGGGGAAAGCCUCUGCUCAAGCUGAGGCAGCAGAGUGGAAACGUAAAUAUGAAUUGGAGAGACAACGCAAUUUACAGUUGGAAAGUAAAGUUUUGAUAGCUGUAGAGCCUAACAGUAAUUGUACCGAGAAGAAAGUUGAAGCAUCGUCACAACAACUAAAAAUUAUGUCUCAAACUGAUGAACAGUCACAAAUGUAUCGUGGAAAGAACGGAAUCUACUCUCACGAGGUUCUUUGGGACCCAGAGUGCAACUCAUUUUCCAAUGCUCAUAGCAAGCUUAUUCGGAAGGCAUCGUUCAAACUACAUUGGUGUUGUAAAGGGGAAAAGAACGAUCAACAUAAACAUGAAAUAGUCUCCUUUGAAAAGGGAAAUAUAUCAACAGCAGAACGUAGCAGUAAACAGAUUUGUUUGAAAUGGGAAUCUCCUCCACAGACUGUUCUAAUUAUAACAAAACCAAAUUCGUCUUCUGUUAAAGUUAUUUGUGCAGAAAUGGUCAGGUGGUUGAAGGAGAAGAAGUUAAAUAUUUUCGUGGAACCUCGAGUAAGAGCAGAACUUGUAACAGAGUCCUCAUACUACAACUUUGUGCAGACUUGGAACGAUGACAAUGGCAUUUUGCUUCUACAUGAGAAAGUUGAUGUUGUUGUAACUCUUGGUGGGGAUGGAACUGUGCUUUGGGCCGCAUCAAUGUUUAAGGGCCCUGUUCCUCCAAUUGUGCCAUUCUCUUUGGGUUCACUGGGUUUUAUGACUCCGUUUCAUAGCGAACAGUACAGAGAAUGUCUCAAGUCAAUCCUACACGGCCCUAUCAGUAUCACGCUUCGACAUCGCUUGCAGUGCCAUGUCAUCCGUGAAGCAGCUAAAACUGAAUACGAGACUGAAGAGCCAAUACUCGUGUUGAACGAGGUUACAAUUGAUCGUGGAAUUUCAUCCUUCCUUACAAAUCUGGAAUGUUACUGUGAUAACUCAUUCGUCACUUGCGUGCAAGGAGAUGGCUUGAUCUUAUCAACAACUUCCGGGAGCACCGCAUACUCUCUUGCAGCUGGAGGUUCAAUGGUCCAUCCACAGGUUCCUGGCAUCUUAUUUACCCCAAUAUGUCCACACUCGUUAUCUUUCCGACCUCUAAUAUUGCCAGAGUACGUAACACUUAGAAUCCAAGUGCCCUUCAAUAGCCGAGGUCAUGCAUGGGCGUCUUUUGAUGGGAAAGAUAGGAAAGAGUUGGGUCCAGGGGAUGCACUCGUGUGUAGCAUGUCUAAAUGGCCCGUGCCCACAGCUUGUCAAGGUGAUUCGACCAACGACUUUUUGCAUAGCAUCCAUGAUGGUCUGCAUUGGAACUUGAGAAAGACUCAAUCUUUUGACGGGCCACGAGAAUCUUAAUUAACUAUUGGGAGCUAGUGUUGUAUGGGGUGAAAUAUAUGCUUGUAGUAUUGUAGUUUAACCUGUAAUUUAAUUUUACGAGGUCAAUGGUAAAGGUGAUAGCGUUAUAUUUUUUUAGCCAGCGGUUGGUUACCCAUUUCAGAAAAACAGUUGGAAUAAUACACAGUUCUUACGUUACCCUUAA
Molecule: messenger RNA, 1833 nt
Organism: Erigeron canadensis
Lineage: Eukaryota; Viridiplantae; Streptophyta; Magnoliopsida; Asterales; Asteraceae
Product: NAD(H) kinase 1
Exons: 11
Coding region: 69-1649 (526 amino acids)
Biological process (GO): NADP+ biosynthetic process; NAD+ metabolic process
Molecular function (GO): NAD+ kinase activity
Source: RefSeq, a predicted model, not a curated record